Bombus terrestris (buff-tailed bumblebee) is the source of this 1946-nucleotide messenger RNA. RefSeq lists its product as uncharacterized. The transcript has a single exon. Lineage: Eukaryota; Metazoa; Arthropoda; Insecta; Hymenoptera; Apidae. The annotation marks the transcript as partial. The record is from RefSeq and is a predicted model, not a curated record.
CAACAUCAGGCCAGGAGUCCCGGGGAUGGGAAACUCCUGGCCCACGCGUCCAACACUGCCAUAAAACCAUCGCCUGGUCAUCAUUCUCUACCACGAAAGAAAACGCCGUCUGAAUCCAGAAACUCGUCGAGUCAACAAUUUCAACGCGCCCAGUCUCUAAGACGCAGUUGUUUGUCUCCAACGCAAUAUCAUCACCAGCAUCAUCAACAUCGUCAGCAGGAGAGUUCUCUACAUUUUGAGUACUUUGUGCCUAGGAGCGUGAGCGAGUUCAACCUGGCAGCAGCGGCGGUCACGGACAUAGCUGUACCACCACCGCCUCCUUCGUCAGUCUUACGGCCCUCCUCGGCUCUAACACCGCCGAUAGGUUCCGCAUCGAAUUCAGCGUCGUCGAAUCAGCCUAGGUUAUUAGAAUGUUCGGGAACCGCGACCAGGAGUCGCGAGAAGAUGGUCACCUUCGAAGACGAGGGCGUGAACUGUGCCACCUCCACGCCCACCAGAAAGAAUAUUUCCGGGCUGGAGAACGUUUUCAUGUGACGCUGCAAUCAUGGGUGAUUUUGUGAAAAAAAAAAUCUAAGUUGGAUGGAGUGUUCUGUGUUUCGAUUGUGCCGGGAAAAAGGUAAUUAGAUUUCUGGUGGGAAUUAAACGAAAGUGGAAUUAUUUUGGAUAUUAUGUAGAUGCAUGGGCAACGUCGAUCAAUGAGGAAGGGAAGGGGGCAAUUUAAAAUUAGGAAAGAAUUAUGUAUCUAGGAAUAUGUAUGUUUCUCCUGUGUGAUCUAGAGAAAUAAAACUGAUUGGAGAGACAGGACAUUCGUAAAUGAUUAUAAUUAUACCGUUUCAUCGUAUUUUGUGAGAAAAGAAAAAGAGUACGAAGAGCAUAAAGUGAGAACAUUUUUUAGAGAAAAAUCUUAGAAACAUGAGUGGAAUGCUCGCGUACGGAUUUACAGGCUGUAAGACACGAUCUUCGAACAACGAAGGUGUCUGAAACAAAAAUCCGCGAAUUCCGAGGUUUUUUAGGGUUAUUCACCACCACGAAAGACACUAGAUUUCUACCAUUUACAUUAUAACUACUGUUACUAUAAUACUAUUUAAUAUUCUUAUCGCUGCUGAUAUUCUUCUUCUUAUCAUUAUCGUUGCUAGGUUACUCGAGACGGGCGGAUUUUCUUCGUACAAGUUGUGUGAAUUAUCGAAAUGUACAUACGCUGCUGCAUCGUCUCUUUCUCCCAAAGAACAUUUCUUUUCUAAAUAACCACGUGUAAGACAAUCGAAAAUAAAUUAUUCGUAUGAAAAAACUGAAAUUUAACAAAAGUUAACUAAUUAUUCAUAAAUAAAUAGUUAUAUAAUCAAUUAAAUAAUAUAUAUAAUUUCGACAGAUAUUUGAUAAUUUUAUAUUUGUUACAAUAUUUUAUUUAUCCGUUGAAAGAUGUAGGAGAAAGAGGUAAUGCGAAAAACGAAAGGAAGACACAGCCUUAAAAAAUAUGCCUGACAGGCGGUUCAAUUAAUAUUGUUACAAAAAGACAAAUGAAUAUAAAAUAUAGAAAAAAAAGACGUGCUCGGUUACGAGACAGUCUAUCCUAGUAUAACUUUUAAGAGAUUCAUUUUAAUCGAACUUCGAACACCGCUUAAUUUUAAUACAAAGUCGAAUAAGCAAGUGUACGAAUAAGACUAUCGUAUAAGUGAGUGAUUGAACGGUGAAAUUUAUCAUGGAAAAUGAGAAAAAGAGAAUGAAAUAUUUCAAAGGAACAUCAUCGGUAUCGUACCGAACCAAACCCAGUCUUGCAGAUAAAUUUUCCGUGCGAAUCGCUAUGCUGAGAAAUAUGUCCCUAGAUCGCCAAGCUGGAUCGAGGCUCAACGAGUGUUCAAAUACGCUGUUUGUACGCGUGUUUCUUUCUUGACAUUCGCUAAAUUUUCAUUAAAGAGAGACAAAGUAAAAGUAUCGAACAAUCACAA